Spirometra erinaceieuropaei is the source of this 4309-nucleotide messenger RNA. The record is from the annotation of a GenBank genome assembly. NCBI's taxonomy places the organism in Eukaryota, Metazoa, Platyhelminthes, Cestoda, Diphyllobothriidea, Diphyllobothriidae.
AUGGCCAAAAUAGGCAAAGGUGUGCAGAUUGGUUUGUCCUGGGUGAAGACAAGACCCGGCGACCUUCCGGACGGUGCCAUUGAGACACAGCCCGGCGUCUACAUCUGCCGCGCCAUGCAUGAGGGUGAACAAAUUCCCGGAAAGUACGUUCCCCGACUCUCGCUCGCCUAUGUCUCCUACGGUGGCGAGGAACAUCAGAAGAAGGAUUGCGAAGUACUCUGUGACACUUGUUGUCCCGGACAAGGUUGCUGGUAAGCUGGAAACUCCUGAUCACCUCUUUGUUUCUAAAAGAUGGACCGAUGAGUGUCGACUCGUGCACUGUUAUAUUGUCAUAUUUAGCGAGUCCGUUACAUGUGGCAGCUAACUGUAAGAAGUUUCUCCAAUCAAAAUUCGAGGAGAUAUGAUUGGUAAAACAGUCUUUGCUAUGAGAGAUAGAGAGAGAAAGCGCGUGUGUACACUUCAAAACGGACCAAGCGCUGGACAUCCAGGGGGACCAUAUGGGAUCCUAGCAGGCGUUUUCGGAAGGUGCGUCAUAGAAAAGGCUAACAUUUUGCGGUGCGAUGACAGACCCGUUUGCCGGCAGAGAUCUCGUACACUAGGUCUCAUGUCGCCCCCACUUCAAAUAAUGGUUAAAAUUCUGAUUAUUUGCUGUAUGGACCAGGAGGUGCGAAGUGGUGUGCCAAGGUGCGGUCUCUACCGUGCCACCAAUCGACGUCCUUUCCCGAAAUGCCGUCUUCCUGAUUCUCUGUUGACACCAGAUCCAAGUAAUAGAGGAGAAGGAGGAAGGGGAGGAGGUGGAGGAGGAGGAGGAGGAAGUGCGGUAGAUGCGGCGUAAGUCGACUGCCACUAUAAACUAAAUCACGUGCAAGUCACGGUCCAUGCCAUCACUCUACUGUGAGCCGCGCGAUGGGCAUCGUCGGUAACAAGAGUCUUACCGUCGUGUGUGCACAAACAGCAACUUCCGGCUUUGUGUAACCAAACAAGAUGUGUGUGUGUGUGCCGUGAUCGUUAAGCACAACAUAUCACCUACCUUCGUUAGGCUGUAUCAAGAUCGGGGCUUGAGUUACGUGCGGUGAAAGUGUGUGAACUGGACUCCAUGUAGUUCAUGUUACAAAUCACGAUCUUCCUCUUAUACAGUCUGUACUGAUUUCGGGAGAAGUCCUAGGCCUAAUACGUCCCCUUUUUACUGGAGGAUAUAUUCUCUGUGGAAGUAUUAUAUACACGUAUUGUAGAUAUGUAUGUAGGAUUUUUGUUCGAGUCUAUAUCCUGAUCAGUGCAUAUUGUGGCCAGGCCUAGUCAAACAAGCGAGAGUGCGACCAACCUUCACCCAUUCAACCAUUAAUGCAUAUAGAAAUAUGACCGCGCCUUCUGAACGGCGUCCGUUGGUGUGUUGGAACGCGCCCGUGGUGUUGCGAAGACCAGGCGAGUUCAAACAAGAACAAUUGAGAGUUCGAGGACAAGAUGGAGAAGCCGAAGGUUUAACGUGGCGGCCAUGUCAAAUCGAAUGUCUUAAGGAGAGGCUAGGCGCUCUCAGCCCUUCACGCUUGAUUUCUAAUUCAUAUGAAGUCGCUUGUAUGCCGCUAGGUUGGAGAAGCUGCCGAAAUACUAUUUACCGAGAUCUGCAUUCUUGCAGAUGAUUUAUUGUCUUCGCAGUCUACAUGCGCUUCGCCAAGGUAUUGUUUACUGCUCGGAAUCUUUUUCUCACUGUUUAUCCAACUAGUUCACCGUCAUGCCAGGUCCUCUUGAUGUUUUACUUCACUACAACAUGGCCAACCGGCGGAUUUAAAACUUUUCGCACACAUACACACUUACAUUGUCUGUUUUUCAGCUGUGAUUUUUGUAAUCAUAAUUUUCGAGUACAUUUCAGUGAUAUGCUUAUACGGCCGACCCGAUAGUGAGAAAUUCAGCGGUCUCGAUGAGGUUCAAACGCGUAUCAGCAAGUGCAAGUCCUUCCAAGGGACCCAUUGGCUGUUUGAACAACAAAAAGGACGCCGAUUUUGUUUAUAAUUAGGUCGGAUAAUUUGUGCGAGUUUGCCAAAAACAAAACAGUGAGUGACCAAACCCAGGAAAUGUUGACUGAGAUUCUGAAGUGCGUUUUUGAUUAGGAAGGAUUACUUAGGCGGGGUUGUCAUACUGAUCAUCAUGUGACACAUUCCUACAAUAUUUCCUACACGCCAGGAUGUCAGCUUUUGAAUGCACUCCUUUCCGAUCUCCUGCAGAAAUGCACUCGGUAAAAAAUGACCGCUUAAAUAGCACGUAUGUUUUGCAUUGAUUUUCGAUGGUUUUGCAUGUAGAGCUAUCGACCACGUGGUCUGCCGAAGUGACAGUCCACAGAUAUACGUGAGCACUCACGUUAGAUGCUGAUGAUGGCAGCGAUGCGUCAUCCGGCGAAUCGGCCUGACGGCUGACGCGGAGGUGGCUUAUACGAUGGCCAGGCGCGUGGUUCGCAAUCAUGUUCCUUGACUACUUAAAUCGAUUAGGUAGUUCGAUAAAGUUAUUCGUUUUUACUAGUGCACACGGAUUUCAGCGUUACCGCAUGCGCGACCCCCUAUUUGCCCUAAUGCCGUUUCCAGACGGCCUUGUAGCCUACUUUAGGCCAGUGUUGGGACGAUCAAAUCUCACCUCAAGACACUUCCCCUGGCGCAAGCUAAAUAUCUAACAGCUUUACAAACUCUAAACUUGAUAGUUGACUGUUUGCUUUCAAGGGACGAAGUAUCCUGACAUAUCCUGCUGAUUGUUUAAAAUACAAAGUAUCUCAAGUGACCAAUAUUUUUGUCAUAACAGCAUGGCAAUUAUAGACAAUCACAUCAAAAUAUCGGUCAAUUUAUCCUGCUGGCGAACAAUGUUACGAUAACUUAUUGGUGGUGCAAUAGUAACGUCAGCUGUUGGUAAUAUCAGACUCGAUCCGUGUUCAAAACCCAUCGUCCGUUAGAGUUUGAGGUGUUCAGUUCGAAGUAACGCCCCAGCAUCCUCCCGUUGUCCUUUGUUUGGCCAGCUACGAGUGGGUUCAUGCCAGUGGAGGCGACGUGCCGAAGAAAGCAAUCGUCGCAGGCGUCGCUUCUGACGGACAACCGCUGUACAUCGCCAAGGCUCGCGUAGGGGACGAGGUUUGUGGAGGCAAGGUGAGUAGAUGCAUCGUUUGAUUCUUCUCCAUGCUGGUUUACUAAACGCAAACUUGUCAGCCUACUGACCCUUUCUGUAAGCCGUCUUUAUUCUCAUAAUAUGCCUACUGUUCAUUUGAUGACGGUUAUAUUUGGCCACGUGACCCGUAGAUUCGCUGAACCAACAGAGGAGCCAGAUCAAGGACAGACAGCCGGGGUGCAGUGACACACCUAGGUGCUGGUUCGCGCAGUACCAGCCGCCUGCGACCUCUACCGCCUCCGGGCUUCUUGGCCUGAUUAGGACACGAAGUCCAGGUGGGAGAGAAAGGGAGAGUGCGAUAGAUACAGCGCAAGUCUACUUCCACUCCAAACUCAUUCGGGUGCAAGUCCCCAUCUAUGCGUCGUGGAACACACGGUAGGCAUCGUCAGAAACGAUGAUCUAACUGUCAUAUUUGGACGUCCACUCCGUUGAGCGACGGUCCUUUUUGUCUACUUGUAUUCGAUUGAGGUUGUGGAGCGUACUAAGUGCUAAACGCGCUUAUUGGUCACUCAUGAACGAUAGGUCUUCUUUGUUGAUGACGAUGCUACUUAGGCGACUUCAGUAACGGUGCCUUUCCUUUCAGCGGCGUUAUCAGCUCAUCAGGGGGCUUCAUGUUCAGAGCGCAUACAAGUGCUUGAAAGGCCACAAAAUGCUCAUUUACCGACAAAAAUAAAGUACACGUGUUGGGAAGAUCGUCCAACCAAGCCCUAAGCACCGAUCUCACUCCUGAUUAAUUAACUCAUGCCCCUUGGCGGAAGAGGUAUGCGUUGAUCUCUUCCAAUUACAGGACGGAAUUGAGGGCGGUUUUCUGUUAGUUCAACGUAGAAGGAUAGAGAUCAAGACUUGGUCGUUGCAUCGCAGGCGUGGGCAUCAGUCCCAGCUAUACAGAUUGACAGGUCCGCACGUCGUAAAAAAAAUAGCCGUUUUGUUGAUAUAAAAAGGUGAGUACCUUUCCGAUGAUAACUAGUACCUGAUCACGAGCACACAAAGCCCGUUUCGAUACUGAAAAUGGUCCCUUUUUACUUGACUAGAAAGACUAAGUAGCCUUUUUUUACAAAUUUUGUUGUUUCAGGUGCAUAACGGCCAUUCCAGUGCUUAUAUGCCGUACCAGGGUGAAGAACAUGCGGUGCACGACUAUGAAGUCCUGGUUUGGAAGAAGGAGGAUUAA